AUGAAGCUCAAUUACCGUUCUGAGAAUCUGAGACGUCUCAGAUUCUUGAACCAGACGCCCGCUGCUGCUCGCCCUGUCCACAUGGGUGAAUACUCCAUCAUUCCCGCACCUCACCCACCUAUCUCUUCACACCUCCUCACACCUCCUCACACCUCUUCACACCUCAUUCCUCCCCACACCUCCACACCCCUCCUCCACCCCUCCUCACCCCUCCUCACCCCUCUUCACCCCGCUGCACCCCUCCUCAUCCGUCCCCAUCAGGCUGUCAGUAAAGCUGGACCACCGAAUGAGCCAGGCGCCAACGCUUCUGCUCAACCUCACCCUGGGCAUGGCGGGACUCUUCGCGAGCAUGUUACUGUGUUACAUCCACACCUCCUGCUUCGUCUACCUCCACACGCCUCCUCAUCGCCCCUCACCCCUCUUUACCCCUCCUCACCUGUCCGCAUCAGGCUGUCACUGAAGCUGGACGACCGAAUGAGCCAGGCGCCCACGCUUCUUCUCAACCUCACCCUAGGAAUGGCAGGUUCUUUACACUCAUGGUGCUCGUCUCUCAUGAUUACAGCAGUCCGUUCACGGGCCACCAUGACUCAUUACAACGCGGCUCAACUUCCUCUCCUGCUCCCACUGGCCCCCCUGUUCGUCCCUCUGCAGUUCUUCACACUCGUGGUGCUUGCAGCAGCCAGUGCGCGGGCCACCGCCAUCACUGACUCAUACGGGCUCAACUGCAGCGGGUAUGUGCUGCUGUGGGUGCUGCUGGGACUAUCACAUGCGGUGACAGCUUCCCAUGCCCUUCUCAUGCCGCCCUUUCCUUGCCCGCCCCUUUCUCCACCGCCCCUCCUCAUGCCGCCCCACCCCGUCCCAUGCCGCCAUGCCCAUGCCGCCCGUUCCCAUGCCGCCCCUUCCCAUGCCGCCCCAUCUCAUGCCACCCCAUCCCAUGCCACCCCAUCCCAUGCCACCCCAUCCCAUGCCACCCCAUCCCAUGCCACCCCAUCCCAUGCUACCCCGUCCCAUGCCACCCCAUCCCAUGCUACCCCGUCCCAUGCCACCCCAUCCCAUGCUGCCCCGUCCCAGGCUGCUCCCCAUUCCGCCCCUUCCCAUGCCACACCUUGCGAUGGCAUCCCUUGGCAAGGCGCCAUGGUCACCGGGUCAGCUCAAGUCAUCCUCAUGUUUGAUGGGUCGUGCCAGUGA
Closterium sp. NIES-65 is the source of this 1188-nucleotide messenger RNA. The record is from the annotation of a GenBank genome assembly. Lineage: Eukaryota; Viridiplantae; Streptophyta; Zygnematophyceae; Desmidiales; Closteriaceae.